Messenger RNA from Chironomus riparius, 881 nucleotides. The record is from the annotation of a GenBank genome assembly. Lineage: Eukaryota; Metazoa; Arthropoda; Insecta; Diptera; Chironomidae.
AUUUAAAUUGCGUAUAUACUUUUUAAAUUUUUAUUUAUAAGCUUAUCAGUUUUGCUGAAAGUGGAUUCAAAGCAAGUAUACACGAAAAAUUAUUUAGUUAUUUCUUUGGUUUGAAAUGGCAACAAGGUUCUGGAAACGACCUGAAAAUCUUGAAUUUCCUAAAAUUUAUUCAAAGUUUCUUGCUGCUGAUAUUAAUAGAGGAGAUGAACUAGUGGAAUAUAGUAUUAUUGAUAUACCAGAAGGUCGAUACGAUGAAGCCUGUAAAUUUAUGAUAACACAUUUCAUACCCUACGAACCAAAACUGGUUUCUCGGGAUGCAAAGGAUGAUAUUGCUGUGGCUGAAGAUUAUUACAAAAGAUACAUGUAUGGAAUUAAGCAGAAGGUUUCUGUAGCUUGCAUUAAAACAGGAUCUGAGGAUUUUAUAGCCGUAAAUAUACUUGAAGUACAAGGACGUAAUGAUUCAAAUAUAAGUUUUAAACCGCAGUCAAAGACUUCUAUUGACAUAAUGGAAGCGAUCAAUUACAUAGAAGAUAAAGCUGAUUUAUUUAAUCGUCAUAUGGUUGAUUACUACUUAUCAGGAACCGGAUUGGCAAUUGAUCCUCAAUAUAGAGGGAAAGGUAUAGCAACUGAAAUGAUUAAAGCAAGAACUUCAAUACUACAUUUUUUGAAUCUUAAGCUCACAUCAACUGGUUUUUCUUCAGUUGCUGCUCAGAAAGCAGCAGUAAAAGCUGGACAUUUUUGUGACCUUUCAAUCAGUUACGAAGAACUAGCCAGUAAAAGCGAGAAUUGGAACUUUUUAGGAACUGAAACAAAAAACUACAUCCAAAUGAGCUUGAAGAUAUGAGGAACUUUCUAAGUUAAAAAUAAAAACGUGAUUUUUU